Ostrinia furnacalis (Asian corn borer) is the source of this 2157-nucleotide messenger RNA. RefSeq lists its product as uncharacterized. The transcript is spliced from 5 exons. Gene Ontology annotation, molecular function: serine-type endopeptidase activity. The record is from RefSeq and is a predicted model, not a curated record. Gene Ontology annotation, biological process: proteolysis. The coding region runs from base 889 to 1968 and encodes 359 amino acids. Lineage: Eukaryota; Metazoa; Arthropoda; Insecta; Lepidoptera; Crambidae.
UGUAACAAAGACGUGUUGCGAACUUUUUGGCUACUUAGGAUGUCACAAAUUAUUUGACGCUGGCUGUACCUACAUAGACGUUAAUUUAAGCACAAGACUUUAAAAAUACUUGUUGGUUGAUUGUUGUAUUACUAACUUAAUAGCAAAUUAUUAUGAAGUUUUAAAAUUAAAAAUAAUAUCCGUAGUCUUCAUAUUGCAAAAAUAAUAUAAAUCAAUGUUUAUCACAUUUUAUGAAGUUACUAAAUCUGAAAAAGAAAUAUUUUUAUCUCUAUGUUAAAAAUAGUUAUAUUUACAUUUUUGUAAAUAGCAGUACAUACCGUUUACAGUUAAAUUAGUUAUAACCGUUUUAUCUGUUUCUCUUUUUUCAUCAUCUUACGGAAUCGAGAACAUACUUUUUAAAGUUCUACAUGAUCCCACUCGAGGCCAAAGAGAUAGAAAUAGAUGGAUUAAGUUAAAAUCCUGUGUACAUACGCUGUAAACCUGUGAAAAUAUAUUUUUAAUGUUAUUUUAUUGUAAAAUAAUGCUUUUUUGUACAAAGUUGUGAAUUUCUUACUAAAAUUAUAAUAUUUGAACUGACUACACACAAAGAUUUUUUUUCGGCCAUUUCUAGAUCUAAAUUCGAGGGUACUCGGAUUUUUGCUUAUGAAACUAGUUCACCCAAAUCCUAAAUAAACGAUGGUACGUUACCUAACUCCUACGAUUUUUCUAAUAUUUUAAGCGUACGAGUUUUCAGCGCUAAUUCAAUCGAUAUCCAAGGCCUUUAUCGGACGUCUUUCCCAAUAAUUUGAACUUGAAAACCAUGGUUUACCACACCAUUGUGUGCGUAAGUAUGCGCAGACUCAACUGCAGUAAACACGCAUUGUGUAAGCCGACGCUCGACGCGGCGACAUGGCGAGAACUGUUGUGUUGAUUUUCUUACUCGAAGCGAUUCCAGAAUCGCCUUUGAAAUUGAACAAAACAUUGCAAGAAACUCUACCAAAGUUGCCCACUGACCCCCAUCACACCAUACAAGAAUGCAAUCCGAAUCUUGCCGAUUCUGUUCUCCAAAAAGCUUAUCUGGAAAUGAGAAAAAAUAAUUCCAAUUGGAAACUAUUUAAAACCAAAGAAACUCCGAACGAACAUGUUGAUACAAUUUUUGAUAACUCUAUACCAGAUUCAGAUGAGAAUUCGCUCGAAAAUAUACAACAGUACUUCGAAAAAAAUAUCCUUACAAAUGAAAAAGACAAUAUUAAUGAACCCAUGAUAAAAGAAAAUAGAAGCCAUUCGAAAAGUAUUCGUCCGAAAAGUCCGCCAUUUUUGGUCUCCAUAUUUGAAACGCUGUCAAACGUCACUGCGCAGACUUGCGCGGGUAGUUUGUUGUCCGCGCACUGGGUGGUUACCGCUGCAACCUGCGUCGGCGUCUUGAACGAGUUGGAUGGAAAUGGUGCUAACAGCAAAGAAAGGAGCCGCUACACAAUAGUGGCAGGGUCCACGGACCCCCUCAUAGAUGGGUCUAUCCACAACGUCACCGACAUCCUUCUCCAACCUUCAUCUAAACACCAUAAAAAUGGCGAGACCUCUGCUUCCUUCAAUCCACGUUUGGCCAUGAUGAGAAUCAGUCCAGGACUAGCAGUUAUGAAGAUGAGGAUACUGAAUGAUGGAAAUGUUUCGGAUGCUGUGGUCUAUGGAUGGACCUUAGCUACAAAUGAGCCAAGCCACGACGCGAUGCUCCCCAUUUCCCUCCCGGUCAAGAAGACGAGCUCGAGUCGGUGCCGAUCCCGAGACGGUGAGGUGACGUCACCAACGGCUCUGUGCUUCAGUCCUGCUGUGCCAGUCACGUCUAAUGCUACCAAGUUGGGCGUGGGCGGUCCAGCGCUGGUCAACGGGCAAAUGCUGGGGGUGGUGUUGGACGACCGACUGCCACUACUGGUCGAGCCUUUAGGGGCACUCGCGUGGGUACAAGUACUAUUAAACGUUGACUCUUUGUGAAGGUUUGCAUUUUAUUUAUAAACAAGAUAGGGUUCAACUUUAUUUAACUAUUUCUUAUUAUACUUCGUCGCUGCAUCCUCGAGAUUUUCAUAUUUACCAUGCAGUCCAUAUUGUGUAUUACCAGAAUUUAGCUAACAAUUUGGGUUCGCAAGUGUGGUGGCACCGCAGACGUGCCAUCCAUCGGUUAAA